This is a messenger RNA of Carassius carassius (crucian carp), 1611 nucleotides long. Its product is annotated as hippocampus abundant transcript 1 protein-like. The transcript is spliced from 12 exons. Gene Ontology annotation, biological process: transmembrane transport. The record is from RefSeq and is a predicted model, not a curated record. NCBI's taxonomy places the organism in Eukaryota, Metazoa, Chordata, Actinopteri, Cypriniformes, Cyprinidae. Gene Ontology annotation, molecular function: transmembrane transporter activity. Gene Ontology annotation, cellular component: membrane. Bases 129 to 1610 code for a protein of 493 amino acids.
CGGACUCCCGAGAGCGAGGACUGAGGACAGGAAGUCGCAUAUUUUAGCGUGGAUGCUAACGGUAAACUAAUAUUUAGCCACACCUCGCAGGUCCAUCUCCCACAAACAAGAAUGGAUAUAAGUUAACAAUGACUGGAGAGAAAAAGAAGAAAAAGCGGCUAAACCGCAGCAUUCUUCUUGCCAAGAAAAUCAUCAUUAAAGAUGGAGGCACUCCACAGGGGAUUGGAGAGCCCAGUGUCUAUCAUGCGGUGGUGGUUAUCUUCCUGGAGUUCUUCGCCUGGGGACUGCUCACCACUCCCAUGCUUACGGUGUUACAUCAGACAUUCCCCAAGCACACAUUCCUGAUGAACGGUCUUAUUCAUGGUGUCAAGGGACUGCUGUCUUUUCUGAGUGCUCCAUUAAUCGGUGCUUUGUCAGAUGUGUGGGGCCGGAAGUCCUUCCUGCUGCUCACUGUGUUCUUCACCUGUGCUCCCAUCCCUCUCAUGAAGAUCAGCCCAUGGUGGUACUUUGCAGUGAUCUCCAUGUCCGGUGUGUUUGCGGUCACUUUCUCUGUUAUCUUUGCAUAUGUGGCCGAUAUCACGCAGGAGCAUGAAAGGAUCACAGCCUAUGGCUUGGUAUCAGCCACUUUUGCAGCCAGUCUGGUGACGAGCCCGGCGAUCGGUGCAUACCUGUCAGUGACCUAUGGAGAUACUCUGGUGGUGAUCCUUGCCACGGCCAUUGCCCUGCUAGACAUCUGUUUUAUCCUGGUAGCGGUUCCUGAGUCCUUGCCUGAGAAGAUGAGACCAGCUUCAUGGGGAGCACCAAUCUCAUGGGAGCAGGCAGACCCCUUUGCAUCCUUGCGAAAGGUGGGCCAGGACUCCACGGUUCUCCUGAUCUGCAUCACAGUCUUCCUGUCUUACCUGCCUGAGGCUGGACAAUAUUCCAGUUUCUUCCUGUAUCUCAGACAGGUCAUUGGAUUUACAUCAGAAACAGUCGCUGCUUUCAUUGCGGUUGUGGGAAUACUUUCAAUCUUGGCUCAGACGGUUGUCCUGGGAAUCCUGAUGCGUUCCAUAGGGAAUAAGAACACUAUCUUGUUAGGCCUUGGCUUUCAGAUCCUGCAGCUGGCCUGGUACGGCUUUGGCUCCCAGCCCUGGAUGAUGUGGGCCGCUGGAGCCGUUGCUGCCAUGUCUAGCAUCACCUUCCCAGCAAUCAGUGCCAUAGUGUCCCGCAACGCAGACCCCGACCAACAAGGUGUGGUGCAGGGAAUGAUCACAGGAAUCCGAGGACUGUGUAACGGUCUGGGUCCAGCCCUCUACGGCUUCGUCUUCUACCUGUUUCAUGUGGAGCUCAGUGAAAUGGACCCCGCCGAGAGCCAAGAGAAGGGUGUCAAACCCAACAUGGCUAACCCUACAGAUGAGAGUGCCAUCAUCCCCGGCCCUCCCUUCCUGUUCGGAGCAUGCUCAGUGUUGCUGUCCCUGCUAGUUGCACUCUUCAUCCCAGAGCACAAUGCUCUCAACCUGCGGCCCGGCAGCUAUAAGAAGCACGACAACGGCGCACAAAGCCACUUACACAGUUCACAAGGUGGAUCCUGUGAGGGCAAGGAGCCUCUGCUAGAGGACAGCAGUGUAUAAC